CCGUACACUUCGGAGCUGCUCGUUGUAAUUCCAUUUUAAUUCGAAAUUUUCGUUUCUUCCCUUCCGUAUAUAUAUAUAUAUAUAGAGAGAGAGAGAGAGAGAGAGGCAAAGAUUGAAGAAUGGACAGCCUGUGUUUCAAAGCAGGGAUUCAUGCCGCGGGGCUUUCUUCACCCAUUUCCGUGGCUGGAGCUGUCGAGGGCCGGUCACACCCGGCGCAUUUCUGCGCUCUGGGGCGUUCCACCAAUUCUAAUGGAGUUUCUCUGGAGAAUUCGACCGCCACAGCUGCGCCUUCUCAGAGACCCUCUUCGUCAUCGAGGUUUUCCUUCACGUACCCUUUUGUAUCCCUCUGGCCCAGUGCCGGAAUUGAGAAGAGCAAUGACGGUAUCGCCCUCGACGAUGCCGUUGUUGUCGUCGGGAACGGAGAAGAUGGACAAGUAAUUGCUGGUGAUGGGGCUUACAACGGUAACGACGACGGUAACGAGAACGAGCCCAUGACGUCCGGCGAUAAGCCGGAAAGUUGGGUUUUGAAAAUUCUUCCUGUCAAGUCUCUCUGGUCGGAACAGGGUAACUCUGACAUUGAGGAAUUGGGGAAGCGAGAGGAAGAGAACACCGACGACGAUGCGGUGAGUGGUCGAAGCGGCGAAUGUUCUUGUUGCCAUGACGGUGACUCUGGGGUUUGUAGUGUUGAUGAAGGUAAGGAGGAGAAGGAGGAAGAGCAGGCUGAGCAGCAGGAGAUCAAAUUUGAUAGGAAUUCUUUCUCCAAGUUGCUCCGUCGGGUGUCCUUGUCAGAAGCCAAGAUGUACGCUAAAAUAUCUUACUUGGGGAACUUGGCUUAUUCCAUACCCCAAAUCAAGCCAGGAAAUCUCUUGAAAUAUCAUGGACUGCAAUUUGUUACUUCUUCACUAGAGAAGAAAUUACAGUCAGAAAAUGGUGAAAAAGAGGAGACCGAAGCUCAAGUUCAAGAAACAGAAAGGCCAGAAGAAGCAUCAGAAGGUGAGGAGCAGAUAAAGAAGAAUGAACACCAAAUAAGUGCAUCUGCUGCCUAUCAGAUUGCUGCAUCGGCUGCUUCCUAUUUGCAUUCUCAAACAAAGAGCAUUCUUCCUUUUAAAUCCUCAAAGGCUGAAACAAAGGACGACUCUCCCGGAGAUGGAGGGGCUACUGACAAUAUUGAAAUAACAAGCUCAGUGGUGGCUUCUUUUGUGGCAACUACUAAUUCAGUGACAGCAGUGGUUGCGACAGAGGAAACAAAGCAAGCUGCUGCAAAGGAUUUGAAUUUAGCACAUUCACCCCCCUGUGAGUGGUUCAUAUGUGAUGAUGACCAAAGUGGGACGAGAUUUUUUGUUAUUCAGGGUUCAGAAUCAUUGGCUUCUUGGCAAACAAAUCUACUCUUUGAGCCCAUUCAGUUUGAGGGACUAGAUGUACCUGUGCACCGGGGGAUUUAUGAAGCUGCCAAAGGUAUGUAUGAACAGAUGCUACCUGAAGUCCAUGCCCACCUAAAGUCUCGUGGUGAUUCGGCAACCUUCCGCUUGACUGGGCAUUCUCUUGGGGGUAGCUUGUCAUUGCUUAUAAAUCUCAUGCUUUUGAUACGGGGUGAAGUCCCACAAUCCUCCUUACUUCCUGUUAUAACAUUUGGUGCCCCAUCUAUCAUGUGUGGCGGGGAUCAGCUGCUGCACAAGUUGGGCUUGCCACAGAAACAUGUUAAAGCAAUUACCAUGCAUCGAGACAUUGUACCCCGAGCCUUCUCUUGCAAUUACCCUGAUCACGUGGCUGAACUUCUCAAGGCUGUUAAUGCCAACUUCCGUAACCACCCAUGUCUGAAGAACCAGAAACUGUUGUAUGCGCCCAUGGGGGAGUUUUUGAUCUUACAGCCAGAAGAAAAUUUCUCUCCAGGACACCACCUCCUCCCAUCUGGUAGUGGUUUAUACCUUCUAAAAGGCCCUGUGUCAGAUUCCAGUGAUGCGGAGAAGCAACUCCGGGCUGCACAGAGAGUGUUCUUGAACUCGCCUCACCCACUUGAGAUUCUUAGUGACCGGUCAGCUUAUGGCUCUGAUGGCACCAUUUACAGGGACCACGACAUGAACUCCUACUUCAAGUCUGUACGUAAUGUGAUCCGACAGGAGCUCAACCACAUCAGGAAGACUAGAAGGGAACAACGCCGCCACAUGUGGUGGCCCCUCAUCGUUCCUCGCAGCAUCCAUACCGGUUUCAUCAUAAACAAUCUGGUCGCAUCUGGCAACAUGGGUCAGCACCUACCCAACUUGUCUGGUAUUUUCAGGAAUGGGAGGCAGACAUUGAAGCGGUUCAGUAGGUUGAUUGCAUCACAGCACAUGCCUGUGAUUGUUGUGCUUCUAUUCCCUGUGCGGUUAUUGCUGUUGGGGACGUAUGCUCUGAUAAAUUUCCGGUGAAUUAGGGGAUGAGCUCGGCUGCAUAUCUACGAGGGUUGUCAAAUUGUAUAGG
This is a messenger RNA of Telopea speciosissima, 2457 nucleotides long. RefSeq names its product phospholipase A1 PLIP2, chloroplastic-like. The transcript is spliced from 6 exons. Gene Ontology annotation, molecular function: glycerophospholipid phospholipase A1 activity. The coding region runs from base 120 to 2405 and encodes 761 amino acids. The record is from RefSeq and is a predicted model, not a curated record. Gene Ontology annotation, biological process: lipid metabolic process. NCBI's taxonomy places the organism in Eukaryota, Viridiplantae, Streptophyta, Magnoliopsida, Proteales, Proteaceae.